GGCCGAUGCACAAGAGACCAACCUCGGACAUCAAAUGUAUUUUGUAACGGAGGCGCCGCGGCGGAGAACGGGACUGGCUCACAACACAUUCAUAUGAGGCUGAUGUAUGUCCCCAGUGAGGAGACAACAGUCCCCAGGAGCCACAUAGCACCACCCCUCCACCUUAACCACCAACUCUUCUUCCCUUCUCCAGGGGCAUGCCUUCUGAACCUAGGCUCAGCGGCAGGGAGAUGCUGACAGGACAGAGGCUCUGCCAGUCAAAGUCCCACCAGGACUCGGUCCUCUCCGCCCUCAACCAGCAGAGGAAGGACGGCCUGCUGUGCGAUGUCACCCUGGUUGCCGGUGAACAGAAAUUUCAUGCCCACAAAGCCGUCCUGGCAGCUUGCAGCGAUUACUUCCGGGCCAUGUUCAGCCUGUGUAUGGUGGAGAGUGAGGCGGAUGAAGUGACUCUGCAAGGAGUGACCAGCGUGGGAUUGAAGCAUGCUUUGGACUUUGCUUAUACUGGACAGAUCUUGCUGGAGCCAGCGGUGAUCCAGGAUGUCCUUUCUGCAGGAAGCCAUCUUCAGCUGCUGGAGCUGCUCAGCCUUUGCUCCCACUACCUCAUCCAGGAACUGAGCAGUGUGAACUACCUGGAGCUGUACCGCGUGGCUGACCUGUUCCACCUCCCCGCCUUGGAGGAGGCUGUGGUGAGCUUCCUGGUGGAGCAUCUCUCGGAGCUCAGCCAGAACCACCAGGACGAGGCCCUGCAGCUGCCCUACCGCCUCCUCAGGGAGGUGCUGAAGAGCGACCGCCUCACCUCCCUGAGUGAGGAGGAGAUAUGGAAGCUGGUGGUUCGGUGGCUGGAACAUGACUGUCGCUACCAGUACACUGAGGACUUGCUGCAACACGUGCGCUAUGGCCUGAUGGACGUCCCCACCCUGCACCACCUCGCCCGCAGCCACCCUCUGGUCCAGUCCAGCCCCACUGCUGCUGCCCUGGUGGAGGAGGCGUUAGACUACCAUCACGCCACCUUCACCCAGCCUCUGCGCCAGUCGGCUCGCACCAGGCCUCGCUUCCAGUCCCUCACCCUCUACAUCGCUGGUGGGCGGAAGCGGGAGGUGAGCCGUGUUAGGGAGCUUCGCUACUUCAACCCGGCUGCCCAGGAGCACGUGCGCGUUGCAGGGGGUUCGAACUGGAGUGAGUUGGCGCCCAUGCCCGCUGGGCGCAGCCACCACUGUGUGGCUGUCAUGGGGAACUUCCUGUUUGUGGCGGGUGGGGAGGUGGAGCACGCCACCGGGAGGACAUGUGCAGUGAGGACUGCUUGUCGUUACGACCCCAGGGGGAACCGUUGGACAGAGAUCGCCCCUAUGAAGGCCUGCAGGGAACACUUUUUCCUGGGGGCACUGGGGCAGUACCUGUAUGCUGUGGGGGGCAGGAAUGAGCUGAGGCAGGUGCUGCCCUCUGUAGAGCGCUACUGUCCCAAGAGGAACAAAUGGAUGUUUGUCCAAUCAUUUGAUCGUUCACUGUCCUGCCACGCCGGCUGUGUGGCCGACAACCUCCUCUGGGUCUCAGGUGGCGUGACAAACACCGCUCAGUACCAGAAUCGGCUGAUGGUGUAUGACCCAGAACAGAACCAGUGGCUGGCCCGCAGUCCCAUGUUGCAGAGGCGAGUGUACCACGUCAUGGCGGCGGUGAGGAGGCAGCUGUACGUGCUUGGGGGGAACGACCUGGACUACAACAACGAUCGCAUCCUGGUCCGCCACAUUGACACCUACAACAUGGACCUGGACCAGUGGACGCGCUGCUCCUUCAGCCUCCUCACCGGUCAAAACGAGUCCGGAGUAGCCGUCCAUGAUGACAGGAUCUAUGUCGUCGGUGGGUACUCCAUUUGGACCAACGAGCCCCUGGCGUGCAUUCAGGUGCUGGAUGUGAGCAAAGCAGGGAAGGAGGAGGUUUUCUACGGGCCAACACUGCCAUUCGCCUCCAACGGGAUAGCAACGUGUUUCCUCCCAGCUCCCUAUUUCACCUGCCCCAACCUACAGACUCUGCAAGUACCCCACCACAGGAUAGGUGCUAUUUAAAAUCAUUGCUAAACAAGAUGUCAGAAAACACAAACAGGAUGAGAGGAUGGAAGCCACUCAACUCUGCAGCCACAUGUGCUCCCCCCACCCACAAGUCUGGAUUGAGGCUCUUUGCAGUACCAACUCACUGACAACUCAGCCUCGACUGUCAGUAUUUGUAAAAGCUACUGACAAAAAUGAAGCUGAUCACAGUGCUAAUAUUGAGACUGGAACUUGGCACGUCAUCUGCCACAUCGAUGUACAGGCAUUUCUUUGAGAUCUAAAUUCAGUAACUUAUGUUGCUGAUCUACUUGUGUACAACAGCCAUGUUGCUAUCCCAGCUUCUGGGAAACCUGGAAACAAGCCACCAUCACAGUACAAUAUGACUGUCUAAUCUUUCCCCAAAGACUGAGAGCCCACUUUUGGUGCACAGUGGAGUUGUUGAGCAAGAAAAAUGGCUCUAUAAGAUCAUAACUUUAACGAUUAAGGGACUGUGCUAAUGAAUGGAUAGAGAUUGCUUUGAUCCAGUUGGUGGUUAAGCUAAAGCAUGUCACACUAUACAGCUCAGUGGAAGCCAGACUGAAAUGUUCAUAGGAAUUAAAAAAAAUGCUCAUUUUUGUAACCCAUUAUGGGGCAAUAGGUGCUUGUCUAGCUAAAGUCAGCAUAUAACUUGCCAUCUACUCUUCAUUGCAUCAUACUGAUGGACCGUAUCAUCUCCAACAAACCUCCAUAUUCACUGUUGUGGCCUGAAAAUACACUUACCUGCAAAAAGCAUGUUUUUCCAAAAGGAGGAGAAUGCCUAUUUUCUCAUUGACUUAGGUGUAGUUUUGAAAUUACAGAUUGGGUUGUGAACAGGUUCCAAGGGCCCAAAGGCUGAAAUUCUCUCAAUGCAUAUAAAUUGUCAUGUACACUUUAAGUUCAAAUAAGGAAAACACUAAAAUUGCAGCUACUUGAUUUUUCUGCAACAGCAGCAAUAUAUUGUGUCUGUCGUCCACCCGUGUAAUUCUCAAGUGUGUGAUUUCUAUUAAGCUCAGGACCUAAGACUAUUUAUGUUUAAAUGAAUGUCUUGUCGUUAUCAUUUGGAGCAUAUCUGCUGAACGCUCUCCAGACUUUAUGUAGGAGAAACUAAGCUAUAUGAUAAUAACUUUGUUUUAUGCUGAUUUUCAGAAACCAUCUUGUUUUACUUCAACCAAAAAGAGAAAAUUAAAAAGGUGAUCCCUGAACUUCCCUUCUUUUAUCUAAAGCAAAGUGUAUGAAAGAAUACAUGGACACUUCAUCUUUGCAGAAUAAAGAGAUACCAUAUAAA
Messenger RNA from Myripristis murdjan (pinecone soldierfish), 3345 nucleotides. RefSeq names its product kelch-like family member 32 (gene klhl32). Gene Ontology annotation, molecular function: protein binding. Lineage: Eukaryota; Metazoa; Chordata; Actinopteri; Holocentriformes; Holocentridae. The record is from RefSeq and is a predicted model, not a curated record. The transcript has 11 exons. The coding region runs from base 198 to 2060 and encodes 620 amino acids.